AUGCUGGUACGAGCCAAUACGUCAGUAAUGAUGCCUCUGAAAAGUGUCAUAUUUGGAACACUGACAUUGUUGUUGUCAUGGACCAGUCUGGAAGUGUCGGAAGGACUCUAUACCAUAAAAACUUUACUCGUCUCCAAGUCGAGAGCUGAGCUAAUGGAUGAUAAAAGCCAAAUUUCUGCCACUGGUUUGAAACAAAUAGCAGAUUUUGUUAACGAUUCUGUGGAAAUUGGUGAAGGAGACAACCAAAAUCGAUUUGGACUAGUUCUCUUUGAUGAAAAUGGUACAACUGCGUUUGACUUGACUGAAUUCAACACGACAGAGGAUGUUGUUACUGCCGUUAUAAAUCAGAGUUAUAGUGAAGGUGAUACUAAUAUUAUAUCUGGAAUGUACGAAGCUGUCAAAGUUUUUAAAAAUGCUUCCGAGACGGAGCAUCAACGAGUAAUGAUAAUUAUAACGGACGGGUCUGACGAUUCAGACGUUGCAUCUGCUCGCCGUGAAGCAAAAAAUUAUAAUAUUUCAAUAUUUGCCAUUGGCGUCGGAAUCAUGGUUGAGUCAGUUCAGCUCGAGCAGGCAGCAAAAGGGAGGGUAUUCUUGAUAAAAACCUACUACGAAUUACAGAAGACUUUAAAUAAAAUCUGUGCUAAUAUUAGCUCUAUUGAUUCUCCUCAUACGAAACUAGUAGAGGAUGUUCGGAGUUGUGGCUGUGAAAACACAAAGUUGGAUGAGUUAUUGUACUGGCUUGAUAUUGUCUUUGUCUUGGACUCAUCUGAUGGUGUAGGUGAAGAAAAAUUCUUAAAGGUAAAUUUCUUUAUAUGCGAAUUGCUUCGUAGGUUACCAUAUUUAUAUAUGCAGAUUCAUGUAACAGAAUAA
This is a messenger RNA of Enterobius vermicularis (human pinworm), 870 nucleotides long. The record is from the annotation of a GenBank genome assembly. NCBI's taxonomy places the organism in Eukaryota, Metazoa, Nematoda, Chromadorea, Rhabditida, Oxyuridae.